Molecule: messenger RNA, 1050 nt
Organism: Rangifer tarandus platyrhynchus (Svalbard reindeer)
Lineage: Eukaryota; Metazoa; Chordata; Mammalia; Artiodactyla; Cervidae
Source: the annotation of a GenBank genome assembly
AUGCGGCGGCUCGGGGGCACCCUGCUCUGCCUGCUGCUGGCGGCGGCGGUCCCCACGGCCCCCGCGCCGGCUCCGACGGUGACCUCGGCCCCGAUCGAGCCCGGCCCGGCUCUCAGCUACCCGCAGGAGGAGGCCACUCUCAACGAGAUGUUCCGCGAGGUUGAGGAACUGAUGGAGGACACGCAGUACAAACUGCGCAGCGCGGUGGAGGAGAUGGAAGCCGAAGAGGCUGCUGCUAAAACAUCAUCAGAAGUGAACCUAGCACACUUACCUCCCAGCUACCACAACGAGACCAACACAGAAACCAAGGUGGGAAAUAAUACCAUCCAUGUCCACCGAGAAAUUCACAAGAUCACAAACAACCGGACUGGACAGAUGGUCUUUUCAGAGACAGUCAUUACGUCGAUGGGAGAUGAAGAAGGCAAAAGGAGCCACGAGUGCAUCAUUGACGAGGACUGCGGGCCCAGCAGGUACUGCCAGUUUUCCAGCUUCGAGUACUCCUGCCAGCCGUGCCGGGACCAGCAGGCCGUCUGCACCCGAGACAGCGAGUGCUGCCGAGACCAGCUGUGUGUGUGGGGUCGCUGCACCGAAGCUUCCGCCGCGGGCGGUAACGGGACCAUCUGUGACAACCAGAGGGACUGCCAGCCGGGGCUGUGCUGUGCCUUCCAGAGAGGUCUGCUGUUUCCUGUGUGCACACCCCUGCCCGUGGAGGGUGAACCCUGCCACGACCCUGCCAGCCGGCUUCUGGACCUCAUCACCUGGGAGCUGGAGCCCGAUGGAGCUUUGGACCGAUGCCCAUGUGCCAGUGGCCUCCUCUGCCAGCCCCAUAGCCACAGCCUGGUGUAUGUUUGCAAGCCCACCUUCAUCGGGGGCCGUGACGAGGACGGGGAAAGCCUGGUGCCCAGAGGGGCCCCUGAUGAGUAUGAAGAUGGCGGCUUCAUGGAGGAGGUGCGCCGGGAGCUGGAGAACCUGGAGAGGAGCCUGUCAGUGGAGAUGGCUCUCGGGGAGCCCGGGGCUGCCUCUGAGCAGCUGGAGGGAGAGGAGAUUUAG